Messenger RNA from Betta splendens (Siamese fighting fish), 3183 nucleotides. RefSeq names its product activin receptor type-1C. The coding region runs from base 324 to 1802 and encodes 492 amino acids. Gene Ontology annotation, molecular function: ATP binding; activin receptor activity, type I. Lineage: Eukaryota; Metazoa; Chordata; Actinopteri; Anabantiformes; Osphronemidae. Gene Ontology annotation, cellular component: activin receptor complex; plasma membrane. The record is from RefSeq and is a predicted model, not a curated record. The transcript is spliced from 9 exons. Gene Ontology annotation, biological process: cellular response to growth factor stimulus; protein phosphorylation; nervous system development.
CAGAGAGGAGGCGGAGGCGGCGCCGGACGCGCAGCGGUUAAAUGAAUGCGCAAGACGCGCUCCGCUCAGACUCCCAUUCACAUGUCUUCAUCAGAGGUCCGCGGCGCUAAUCCUCUUACGCUCCCGUCGACGGAGGCGGAGCGACGCUCUCGCCGCGUUUUCGCACUUUUCCCCCUUCGCUCCGUGACCGCGUCCGUGUCCGUGGGCGCUGUGCGUGGCACGUCGGAACUCCGCCGCGAUGCGCGCGACGUCGCGCCCGCCCGUGGCGUAGCCGCGUGAACGAGGUGCGUCGGCGGCGACAGGGAGCGGACGCGGCUCUGGCCAUGGCUCGUCCCGGGCAGCGGAGCGUCCAGGCGGCGCUGAUCGUCCUGUGCGUCGCCCAGCUGACUGCAGGCCUGAGGUGCGCGUGCCAGCUGUGCGCCAACCGCACCUGCGAGACGGCGGCCGACGGCGCCUGCUGGAACUCGGUGAUGCUGGUGGACGGGAAGGAGGAGACGGACCGGUCCUGCCUGUCGCCGGCCGAGAUGAAGGGCCAGGUGUUCUGCUACAGCUCCCGGAACGUGUCCAAGAGGAGCUGCUGCUUCACCGACUUCUGCAACAACGAGACCCUGCGCCUGCACCCAGUGAGCCCCGAGGAGCCCGGCUGGAGCCGGCUGCAGCUCGCCCUGCUGAUCCUGGUGCCGUCCUGCCUGCUGUGCGUGGGCGUCCUGGCCGGCGUCCUGCUGGUGCAGGGCCACCGCUGCGCCUACGCCCGGGCCUGCAAGCAGGACCCCGAGGAGCCCCUGGAUGACCAGGUGCUCAUGUCGCCCGACAAGUGUCUCAAAGAUCUGAUCUACGACAUGAGCACCUCAGGCUCCGGCUCAGGCCUCCCGCUGCUGGUCCAGAGAACCAUCGCUCGGACCAUCGUCCUGCAGGAGACCAUUGGGAAGGGGCGAUUCGGCGAGGUGUGGAGGGGCAAGUGGCGAGGAGAGGACGUGGCGGUGAAGAUAUUCUCCUCCAGGGACGAGAGGUCCUGGUUCCGCGAGGCGGAGAUUUACCAGACCAUCAUGCUGAGGCAUGACAACAUCCUGGGGUUCAUCGCCGCCGACAACAAAGAUAACGGCUCGUGGACUCAGCUCUGGCUGGUGUCCGAGUACCAUGAGCACGGCUCCCUGUACGAUUACCUCAACAGGUACACGGUGUCAGUGGAGGGCAUGGUCGUCCUGGCCUUGUCCAUAGCCAGCGGCCUGGCACAUCUCCACAUGGAAAUCAUUGGCACGCAGGGGAAGCCUGCUAUCGCUCACAGGGACCUAAAGUCUAAAAACAUCCUGGUGAAGAAGAACGGCACAGCGGUCAUUGCAGAUCUGGGUUUGGCUGUGAAACACGACUCCACCACCAACACCGUAGACAUACCAUCCAACCACAGGGUGGGAACCAAGAGGUACAUGGCUCCAGAGAUCCUGGAUGAGACAAUCAAUAUGAAUAGCUUUGAGUCAUUCAAGCGGGCGGAUAUCUACUCGCUGGGCCUGGUGUUCUGGGAACUGGCCCGAAGAUGCUCUGUUAGGGGACUUCAUGAAGAUUUCCAGCUGCCUUACUACGAUCUGGUGCCUUCAGAUCCGUCCGUCGAGGACAUGAGGAAGGUGGUGUGCGAUCAGAAACUCAGACCCAGCGUCCCCAACCAGUGGCAGAGCUCUGAGGCGAUGCGCGUGAUGGGCAAGCUGAUGCGCGAGUGCUGGUACGCCAACCCCGCCGCGCGGCUCACCGCCCUGCGCGUCAAGAAGACGGCCUCGCAGCUGCCCGUCGUCAGGGACGUCAAGGACUAGGCGGACGCGGCGCCCCCGGAGACGAGCAUCUGUGCAGGCAUCGGUGCGACGAGGCCGACGUGGACGGACCCGGCGGGGGAGAACCGGACCCGUUGGGGGAGAACAGACCGCUCAGGCCCCGCCCUCGGAUCAGGCGCCAGCUGUAGCCGUCACAGGACGAGCCAUAUAAAAGGAGAGCGUGUUUAUUGUAUAUACAUGUAAUUUAUUUGCUACCUCACACAUUUAAGUGCCCGAAGCUUGAAGUUGCACAUUGUGAUACUGUUGUGCCAUAACCCGUAGCAAACCGACAAUCACACAGGUGAAUGAGUGACCUGUGGGAAGGUCGACACACGGAACUGAAAACCCAACUAGUGGAUGAUGGCGUCCUGCAGGUUGUCUUCCUCUAGUCGGACACACACACGCACGCACGCACACACACACACACACACACACACACACACACGCACCUCAGAAGAUCUGUGGUUUGGAAGCAUCUGUUGACUGUAACGGCCCCUGGGACGUCUGGCGCUGUGACGGUUCGUCCUUAGUAUAGAGAGAAGUACAGUUACCAGCCGCUACUAUACGUUUUGCACACAUAAAGCUUUCACUUCCUAAGAAGAGCUGCUCUCUGACGUUUGAAUGAUUUGUGAAUGUGAAAAAGUGUGUUUUGUUUUCUCAGAUGUCUCUGCACACACUGGAAGCAUGCUAUUGAUUUGCGUCGCUGUUUAAAUAGGCCCACAGCUAAUAUUAAGGCAAGCAGCUUUCAGUGCGGCUAAUUGUAGCUUCAACGUGUUUCUGUUUUAAGAGGGAAAAGUCACAAUGUGUCUGUAAUGUGUCUGGUUAUUCACAGCAGCAAGAACAAGUUAAAAAAUAUAAAGCAUAAGAAUAACAAUGCACAAAAGAGACCUUUUCAUAACAGGUUUAUGGAAAAUGUCAAUCUGUACUCCAUCUGUCUGUGCAGUGUGUGUCUCAUAUCACGUGAAAUGAUCCUUCAUUCAAAUACUCUGCCUCGUCCUUGUAGUAAUUGUGGAGCUGUGAAACCGGUGCUGCAGAUCAAACAAGGCUUUUUAACUAAUGACCAGCUUCUUCUCAUGCUCAGCUCAGUAUUUAACUCACAGGAACAAUUAUUGGAUGUAGCACCAGCAGCGUUGCCGCUUGUUAAAGAGGCUGAACGUACGGCGGCCUGUUCCUUCAAGUCACGUGAGGUGACGUCAUUGGACUCUGUUGCAGUGAAAUUGACCUGGACCUGCGCGAAUGAAGCUUUUUGCACCUGUGACGUGGAGAUGACCCGCUCCAUCACCUUCUGCAGCACUGAGACUGGUGGGACGUGUGCGACUCCAAAGAGACGCGAUCACCACGUGCACUUUCUGACCGGUGUCUUUUUUUUCUAUUCAUUCUCGUG